AUAGAGGAAAUUCGAACAUUCCGAGAAUAUUUCACGUUUCUCACUUUCUGAUCUUUUCUGGACAUGGAAAUCCCUAUAUAUACAGUGGAUGCGUUCACACGGGUACCAUUUGAGGGGAAUCCAGCAGCAAUUUGUUUAGUUUCUCCUGAGCACGACCUGUCCGAAGUACAGAUGCAGAGAAUUGCAGCAGAGAUGAAAUUGUCAGAAACAGUUUUCUUGCGCAACAAAGAGAAGAAUGGCUCAUUUUUAAAGGGUAAUCAGUUUCACAUCCGAUGGUUUACUCCAACCAAUGAAGUGAAUUUAUGUGGACACGCUACACUUGCGACUGCUGCAGUCUUAUACAAUGAGUUAGGUAAUCCCUCAUCAAGUGUUACUUUUGACUCCCUCAGUGGUGAAUUGGUGGUAUCUAAGGAUGGAAAUGGAUUUGUAAUGAAUUUUCCUCUGAAUGAAACAGUUUCACAGGACAAAGCUGAUUACAGCAAGUUAUUAGAUUUGAUCAUAUCUUCCGAGUGUAUAGAGGCAGUUGAAUAUUCCCCCAACACAAAGAAACUACUUGUGAGACUUACAGACAACAUGACAAGAAACCAGCUAGAAUCUCUGAGACCAGACAUUUCCAGCAUGGUAGAUGCCGUGGCUACUGGGAAGGUCAAAGGUGUCAUAGUGACCUUGAGAGGAAGUCGGGAAAAUGGUGCCGUCAGUUUAGAAGGGGAGAUGUAUGAUUUUGUUUCUCGAUAUUUUGCUCCCUGGAAUGGGAUUCCAGAAGACCCUGUUACAGGUUCAGCACACACAGUUCUGGCCCACUACUGGGGGAAAGUUCUCUGUAAAAAAGAUUUAUUUGCUCGGCAGUGUUCACAGCGUGGGGGUGAUGUCAGAAUGAGGGUCCUGGAGGGGGACAGAGUUGAUCUCAUUGGCCAGGCUGUUACAGUCCUUAAGGGAUCCCUCUUAUUGUGACAUAAAAAUAAAUUUUUAGAAAUGUA
This is a messenger RNA of Saccostrea echinata, 977 nucleotides long. RefSeq names its product phenazine biosynthesis-like domain-containing protein. Bases 64 to 951 code for a protein of 295 amino acids. Gene Ontology annotation, molecular function: isomerase activity. Gene Ontology annotation, cellular component: cytoplasm. The transcript is spliced from 9 exons. Lineage: Eukaryota; Metazoa; Mollusca; Bivalvia; Ostreida; Ostreidae. Gene Ontology annotation, biological process: biosynthetic process. The record is from RefSeq and is a predicted model, not a curated record.